This is a messenger RNA of Cladophialophora psammophila CBS 110553, 1236 nucleotides long. RefSeq lists its product as uncharacterized. NCBI's taxonomy places the organism in Eukaryota, Fungi, Ascomycota, Eurotiomycetes, Chaetothyriales, Herpotrichiellaceae. The record is from RefSeq and is a predicted model, not a curated record. The transcript has a single exon. Gene Ontology annotation, molecular function: catalytic activity. Bases 1 to 1236 code for a protein of 411 amino acids.
AUGUCCAGUCUCUCCGGCAUCCGAGUCGUUGAACUCGCCGGUCUCGCACCAGGGCCAUUUGCGGGACUCAUGCUCUCCGACUACGGCGCCAGCGUCCUCCGCAUCGACCGGGUGACACCGCCGGCAACACCGAGUCCUGACGUCCUUGUCCGUGGUAAAUCAUCCAUCAAACUGGACCUGAAAUCCGCGGCCGGACGACGGGUAUUGCUCCGACUGCUCCGCGACGGCGGCGUGGACGUCCUGAUCGACCCUUUCCGACCAGGCGUGCUGGAGAAACUGGGGUUGGAUCCAUACAAUGUCCUGCUAAAGACGAACCCGCGGCUCAUCGUGGCCCGGUUGACCGGGUUUCGCAGGGACGGCAAGUACGCAACUAUGGCGGGCCACGAUAUCAACUACCUGGCCGUAUCCGGGGUGCUCGCGAUGCUAGGUCCCACGGAUACCAACAGUCACAACGACGAAGACGACGACGACGCUGCGCCUGAAGCCUCCAGGGGAACCCGGCGACGACCGCUUCCUCCCAGUCCGCCGGGGAACCUGCUGGCAGACUUUGCUGGCGGCGGCCACAUGUGUGUGACGGGCAUCCUGAUGGCGUUGAUCCACCGCAGCCGCACAGGCAAGGGUCAAAUCGUCGAAGCGAAUAUGGUCGACGGCGUCUCGUACCUGGCGACGGCGCCGCGGCUGUCGCAGAAGAUCCCGGGCCAGUGGGACCGACCGCGUGGGGAGAAUCUCGUCGACGGCGGUUGUCCCUACUACAACGUCUACGAAUGCAAGGAACCGGGAACAUACAUGUCGGUGGCGGCGCUAGAGCCUCAGUUCUUCGCUGCCUUAUGUCGGGGUCUCCAGUUACGGCUGAACGAAGACGGCGAGUCCAGCGAGUGGGGUGGGAGACGGGAGGACCGCCAGACGUGGCCGCGACUGAAGGCGGUACUGAGGGAGAGAUUCCGAAGUAAGACGCGCAAGGAGUGGGAAGAUAUCUUUGACGGGACUGAUGCGUGUUGUCUCCCGGUGUUGUCGCACCAGGAGCUGGAGGCGUCGGGAUACCAACAGCGGGCAGCGGUCGCUUUGUCUUACAGUCCCCCGAGAGAGCCCGCGGGUGGUGGCUGGGAGAUCAGAACUCUGGCGCCAGGCGAAGGGGGGGAGACUUUGCUCCGCGACUGGGCAGGCUGGAGACAGGGUCGAGAUUAUGAGAUCGAACACGGCGGCGGCGUCGUCCUUCGCAGCACGGCGAAUCUGUGA